AUGACAACUGGAAAAGAUAUUGGCGUACGGAGUAAGAGAACGGGGCUUCUACUAGCUGAUCUCCAGUCAAGAUGGGAUAGCAUAGAUGUUCUAAAUCGAGACCCCUUAGCUGGAGACACAGGAAUAGACAACACUGCCCUAGCCGAUAUUAGAGGUGACUAUGGCGUUUCACUGUCAUAUAUAACAGGACUUCGCCGACUCGCUAGGAGAUACCUUCAAAGCUUUCCUGGCCGGGACUCUCUGUCUCCAAACACUAUGCUACAUCAACAGUGUUCCGAUCUUCUUGCUAGGCAAAGAGGAUUCAGUCCCGGUGAACUAGGCAGGAUUGAGUCUGCCCUACAAUACCGCAUGGGGAUGAGCUGUCUGGCUAACCAACUUGUCGUUGGCUUCUCCUUACCCCUUCCACAGGGCGUUCCCUGUGACGAGUGGGAUGAAGAUAACAAGUCUAGCUACGGCCAAAAAGAACGGAGCAGUCUCUUCCAUAGGUUGCUCUCGUUGUUUCCGUCGGCAAACCCCAAUCAAGGAGUGAAGGGCUGGACCAAACCGUACUGGUACAUCGUCUCAGCUCUGAUCGAGGCUGACCUUUCACCGUCCCAGGUUGACCGCAAAAUACAGCAGCUCUUUGAAGCUGUCGAAGAAAUCCGGCAGACACAAGAGGAUCGCUGCGUCGACAUCAUCAAGUCCAAGUAG
Molecule: messenger RNA, 690 nt
Organism: Trichophyton verrucosum HKI 0517
Lineage: Eukaryota; Fungi; Ascomycota; Eurotiomycetes; Onygenales; Arthrodermataceae
Exons: 2
Coding region: 1-690 (229 amino acids)
Source: RefSeq, a predicted model, not a curated record